UGAAAUCUCACGCAUCUUUGCUCCAGUUCUCUCACUGUGAGACCAGCAGCACGCUGAUAAACACUCGCGAGCCACGCACUUUAAAGCUUUGCGACAUCUAGCCACCGCACGCUGUAGCAAGUCUGACAUAUCUGAGAUAUUUUACUUGUUAGUGGAUUAUCGGAGUGAUAGGAGAAGUUAUGCUAUUUCCCCGGACCAUCGAAACAUCUUAAAAAUGAAUCCUCAUUGCGCGCGCUGUGGGAAAAUUGUCUACGCAACAGAGAAAGUGAACUGCCUGGACAAGUAUUGGCACAAAGGAUGCUUCCAUUGUGAGGUGUGUAAAAUGACUCUCAACAUGAACAACUACAAGGGAUAUGAGAAGAAGCCCUACUGCAACGCACACUAUCCAAAACAGACCUUUACAAUUGUGACAGACACCCCUGAGAACCUACGACUGAGACAGCAAAGCGAACUCCAAAGUCAGGUCAAGUACAGGAAGGAUUUUGAACAGAGUAAGGGUCGGGGCCUCAAAUUCGUCUUGGAUACUCCAGAGCUACAGAGACUGAGGAAGGCCCAGGAUCAGAUCAGUAAUGCAAAGUAUCAUAAGGAUUUUGAGGUGUCUGGUUUGCAUGGGGUCACUCAGGGAACGCGCGGGACGUACCUGGUACAGGCUCAGAUGACACCUAACCAUGAGACGGUGGGGAAAAGCACACACAAGGGGGGUCAUCAGUACAUCAUGGAGAUGGAUCGAAGACCUGGCGUCAUUGUGGCACCUGUUCUUCCUGGUGCAUACUAUCCCAAUGGCCACAGCCAUGGGCACAGCUACAUGCAUCAGACAAGCAUGCAUUCACUGAGGUCAAUGCAGCUGAGGUCACAACACAUGAGCAUGACUGUGUACAGGGCCCUGUAUGACUACACGGCACAGGAUUACGAUGAGGUGUCAUUCCGGGACGGUGACAUCAUUCAGAACGUGCAGCCCAUCGAUGAAGGCUGGAUGUAUGGAACAGUACAGAGAACGGGGAGGGCGGGCCUGCUGCCUGCUAACUAUUUAGAGGGCAUUCGCUAGCUGUCUAAACUGAGCCUC
Molecule: messenger RNA, 1063 nt
Organism: Carassius carassius (crucian carp)
Lineage: Eukaryota; Metazoa; Chordata; Actinopteri; Cypriniformes; Cyprinidae
Product: LIM zinc-binding domain-containing Nebulette-like
Exons: 7
Coding region: 215-1045 (276 amino acids)
Cellular component (GO): focal adhesion
Molecular function (GO): actin filament binding
Source: RefSeq, a predicted model, not a curated record